This is a messenger RNA of Lotus japonicus, 1038 nucleotides long. RefSeq lists its product as uncharacterized. The transcript has a single exon. The coding region runs from base 1 to 1038 and encodes 345 amino acids. The record is from RefSeq and is a predicted model, not a curated record. Gene Ontology annotation, biological process: telomere maintenance; DNA repair. NCBI's taxonomy places the organism in Eukaryota, Viridiplantae, Streptophyta, Magnoliopsida, Fabales, Fabaceae. Gene Ontology annotation, molecular function: DNA helicase activity.
AUGAGGAGAGGUGGUUUUAUCAAUCUUGUUGUUCUAGGGGGUGAUUUUAGACAGAUUCUACCAGUUAUCCCUAAGGGUACUAGAGCUGAGAUUGUGAUGUCUACCAUUAACUCAUCUAGAUUGUGGAGAUUUUGUAAGGUGCUCACAUUGACUGAAAACAUGCGUUUGCUUGGUAACUUGAGUGAUCACGAAAUUGAGGAGGUUAAAUCAUUUGCGAAAUGGGUAUUAGAUGUUGGAGAUGGAAAUUUAGGAGCCUAUAAUGAUGGUGAAUCUAUGAUAAAAGUAACAGAUGAAACAUUGAUUCAACAGUCUUUGAAUCCUAUUUGUGAAAUUGUUCAGACCAUGUAUCCCAAUAUUCUUCAAGAGAUUGGAUGUGCUGAUUAUUUUCAAGACAAGGCUAUACUUGCUCCAACAUUGGAUGCAGUUGAUAUGGUUGAUAAAUAUGUGUUGUCACAAUUACCUGCUCAGAAGAUGACAUAUUUAAGCUCUGAUUCAAUAUGGGGUGUUGAUGAAGAGGUUGGUGUUGAAGCUGGAUGGGUUACAACCGAAUUCCUAAAUGAUAUCAAGUGCUCUGGUAUUCCGGACCAUAAGUUGGUUUUGAAGAUGGGUUCUUCUGUUGUGCUCAUGCGAAAUCUAGAUAUUUCCACUGGAUUGUGCAAUGGAACUAGGCUUAUUGUUACACAUCUUUGUCCAAAUUUUGUUGGAUGUAUUGUCGUAACGGACACACAUGCAAGUAGACAGACCAUGCCAAUUAGGUUCCAAAGAAGGCAAUUUCCUCUUAUUUUGUCAUUUGCUAUGACUAUUAAUAAGAGCCAAGGGCAAACACUGUCAAGUGUUGGUGUGUAUUUAUCAAGUCCUGUUUUUUCACAUGGCCAAUUGUAUGUUGCUGUUUCUCGUGUGAAGACGAAAUCAGGUCUGAAGAUUCUAAUAUGCAAUGAGGAUGUUACGCAACGAGAUGUAACAAAAAAUGGUUUUUCAAAGAAUCUACAAUUGAUUAUUGUUAAAAAUUUAGAUGUGUCUGAUUUUUGUUUUGGUUGA